Helicoverpa zea (corn earworm) is the source of this 252-nucleotide messenger RNA. Its product is annotated as insulin-related peptide 1-like. The transcript has a single exon. Lineage: Eukaryota; Metazoa; Arthropoda; Insecta; Lepidoptera; Noctuidae. The coding region runs from base 1 to 252 and encodes 83 amino acids. Gene Ontology annotation, cellular component: extracellular region. The record is from RefSeq and is a predicted model, not a curated record. Gene Ontology annotation, molecular function: hormone activity.
AUGUUGAAGCUGCUGGUAGUAGUAUCGCUGGUGCUGGCGAGCGCGCGCUCGCAGGCGGCGGGCGGGCGCGCCGUGCUGUGCGGCCGGCAGCUGUCGGAAGCGAUCGCGACGCUGUGCUGGCCCGAGCUGGACAAGCGCGGCUGGUGGCCGCCGGCGCACCACGUGCUGGCUGGCGUGCGCGGCAAGCGCGGCCCGGUGGACGAGUGCUGCCUCAAGUCCUGCUCUAUUGAUGAACUUAUGGGAUAUUGCUAG